AUGAAUGAGAUCAUGAGGAGCGGAGGAGAGCUCCCAUUUCAUCCCAUUUCGGCGGAGGUGGUGUCCUUGCUGAGGCUGAGGCUGAGACAGUGCUCCAACCUUAAACACGUAGAGCAAGCUCAUGGAUUUAUGGUAGCCGGAGGCCUUCAUCAGGACAACCGAACCCUUCCCCGAUUCAUCCAGGCCUGCUCUUCUCUUGGCUUCUCAGAUUACGCCUAUUCCGUCUUCACCCGCACCCAUGGCCAGCCAAGCAUUUAUCUCUAUAACACCAUCAUCAAGGCCAAGGCUCUCUCUCCCUCUCCCUCCCACGCCAUCUCUCUUUACAACAGAAUCCAACUCGCCGCCUUGCGCCCUGACACCUACUCCUUCCCUUUUGUGCUCAAGGCCGUCGUUCGCUUGGCUCCGCCUCAAGUUCAACGACUGGUGGGCGCACAGAUUCACUGUCAUAUCAUAGGAAUUGGCUUUGACAUGGAUGCAAGCGUCCUCACUGCCCUCAUUCAUAUGUAUUCCUCUUGUGGAUGUGUUUCCGACGCCCGCACACUCUUUGACGGAGCUACUGCGUUUGCCUUUGCCUUUAGGGAUGUCGCCCUCUGGAACGCAAUGAUUGCAGGAUAUGCCAAGUCAGGUGAUGUCGACAAUGCCCGCCAUUUGUUCGAACUUAUGCCCCCUAGGAUUAGGAAUGUCAUUUCUUGGACUGCCCUGAUUGCCGGAUAUGCUCAGGUGAACCGCCCCCACGAGGCCAUCACAGUCUUCCGGAGAAUGCAGCUUGAGAAUGUUCAGCCUGAUGAGAUAUCCAUGUUAGCCGCACUCUCUGCAUGUGCCCAUUUAGGGGCUCUCCACUUGGGGGAGUGGAUCCAUAACUAUAUUGAGAAACAUGAAUUUCGUAAGCUGGUUUCUCUCAAUAACGCACUUAUCGACAUGUAUGCCAAGUCAGGCAACAUAACAAAAGCCCUUCAAGUUUUUGAAAAUACUAAAUGUAAAACUGUCGUAACUUGGACGACCAUGAUUGCUGGACUGGCUUUGCAUGGUCUCGGAAGAGAAGCCCUUGAAAUGUUUGCUCAAAUGCAAAGGGUUAAAAUCAAGCCUAACGAUAUCACUUUCAUUGCCAUCCUUUCUGCUUGUAGCCAUGGUCGAUUGGUUGAGAUAGGCUUUUGGUAUUUUAGCAUCAUGGUUUCCAAGUAUAGGAUUAAACCCAAAAUUGUGCACUAUGGCUGCAUGAUAGAUCUACUCGCGCGUGCCGGUUAUCUUCAAGAGGCACACGAAUUGGUUAGACAGAUGCCAUUUGAAGCAAACGCAGCUAUAUGGGGUUCUCUUCUUGCCGCUUCUAAUAUUCAUGGGGAUGCGGAGCUUGGACAACAUGCUUUGCAACAUCUAAUAAUGCUAGAGCCCCAUAAUAGUGGAAAUUAUGCACUUUUGUCUAAUGUAUAUGGUUCUCUGGGUAGGUGGAAUGAAUCGGGCAUGCUAAGGAAAGUUAUGAGGGACACAGGUGUGAAGAAGACUCCAGGAAGGAGUUCCAUAGAAGUGAAUAACAGAGUUCAUGAAUUCAUUGCAGGAGACAAAUCCCACUUUGAAUGCACUAGGAUAUAUGAAGUCCUGUAUAAGAUUUUCAGGCAGUUGAAGCUGGCUGGACAUCUGCAACAAGAUUUUGGGGAGCUGCUUGAAUUUGCUGAAUAG
This is a messenger RNA of Prunus armeniaca (apricot), 1674 nucleotides long. The record is from the annotation of a GenBank genome assembly. Lineage: Eukaryota; Viridiplantae; Streptophyta; Magnoliopsida; Rosales; Rosaceae.